Clunio marinus is the source of this 4388-nucleotide messenger RNA. NCBI's taxonomy places the organism in Eukaryota, Metazoa, Arthropoda, Insecta, Diptera, Chironomidae. The record is from the annotation of a GenBank genome assembly.
GAAUUAAAUGUCGACGAAUUAACAGCGUUUUGGUUUGCAAUCAAAUCGUGUUGAAGGAAAAAAAAAGAAUAGAAAACUUUUGUCAUAUCAAGUGAAUAAUGUGAAAGACAAAAUUUGUAGCUUGAAAUCAAAAUUAAGAAAUUCUUGGAUAUCAAACUUAAAAUGGAUUACUUCAAUUAUUAAAUGUUGGAAAUGAUUUGAAAGAUAAAUUAAAUGAUGAUUGAUGGAGCCUCGUGCACAAACAUUCUAUCGGGUGAUAGAAAGACCCAUCAAAAAUUUAUCAGUGCGAUAUAAAAACAACAAAAAAAAAGUUUUCGUGAAUGUUUUGUAUGCUUUAAAUUGCUAACACUGAAUACGGGGAAAUGUGAAGUAAGUGUGACUGCUUGUGUCAGCAACGAGAAACUUUUCAUAAAUCUAUUCAUUCAUCAAUUGUCGAAACUAAAUAGACGAAUGUUGUACCUUUUUUCGGGUGAAUUGAUAACAUUUUAAGGAACAAAAUUUAUAUCAAUUGAGUGCAAAUAAUUGUUUUCAACCGUGUACAUUGAACCGAUGACAGGAAGAAGAGAAUAAAAAGGAGAAAAAAGCUAUGAAAAAUGAUCGCUUAAUGUAAGUGACAGCAGCACACAAGCCGUGAAUAUUAAGAUCCCCCUUGGUGCUUUACCAAAAAUACAAUAUCAACUUAAGCUAAAGGAGAAAAUAAAAGGAAUUCAUACAAUUUAUAUCUAAGUAAUAAGAAAUACUUUUUAGACGCGAAACACUAAUAAUGACAGAAUAAGAAAUAAGAAAAGUGCGCGAUAAAAUGCGGUUUGUCGUAAUGAAGUGUUAUAAUAGCAAAUGAAUUACCAUUCUUAGUUUUAACGUAAUGCUGCAGAGUAAUGUGUAAUGAAAGUAAUAGUUAGUGUCAUAAAAUAUUAUUGCAUCCACAGCCCCUUCGCUAUCAGCUAUAAACGUGGCCAUUCCAUAUCAGCCGCAACACUACAAGUGGCGACAACAGCCAAAGUAAAAUGGUGGAAUUAAUAAAAUUGUUUUAUGAUUAAUCUAGCCAGCGGUGAAAGGCGAAGCAAAAAAUAAUAAGAAAAAAAAAUCAUAAAGAAGGAGAGAAAAAAAAGAAAAAACGUGAAAAAAUAAGAAAUGAGUGAAAUGAAGAAUUUCCGAAAGUCGUGAAAAGCUGAAUUUAAUUUUCAUAUCGUAAAAAAUACCGCUGGGUGUAGUGACAAGAGAAAAAUAAUGGAAACGUCCUUGAGGAUUAUAACGACAACAAUUAUUUUAUUGUGGAGUAUUCAAACAUACAAAUGCACUGAGGGCUUUAAGCCAGAUGAGAAUGUGGAAAAAGUUUUAGUUAAUGGUGUAGCAGAGAUAAAAUGUGAUGUUUCAUCAAACAUUGAUGGUGAUCAAGUAUUAUUAGUCGUAUGGUACAAAAACAAUCUUCCUAUUUAUAGCUAUGACACGCGUGGAUCGCACGCCGGUACUCCAUCGCAUUGGAAAGACAAUGAAAUCUUAGAGAAUCGAGCAAUAUUUAGAACUAUAAGAUCCCCUGCGGAAUUAGUUAUAAAGCCAGUCCAGGAGAAAGACGCGGGCAACUUUCGAUGCCGAGUUGACUUUAAACUUUCUCCAACGAGAAACAGUAAUGUGAACCUUCAAGUUGUAGUGCCGCCUGCAGUACCUGUAAUCUAUAACGAACAGAACUUACCAAUUGAGUCACGUGCAGGGCCAUAUGAAGAAAGUGGACAACUCAUAUUGGCGUGUGUCGUAAUGGGAGGAUCACCGGCACCAAAAGUGAAAUGGUACGAAAAUGGGAAGGAAUUACCGACCGAGGCCAACGACUACUCGUUUCCAUCGAGUAAGACAACCAAUAAGUUAAUAGUUAAGAAUUUAUCACGUAUACACCAACAUGCGGUUUACACAUGUCAAGCGAGCAACUUUCCAAAUAAAUUUGUAUCAAAAAAUAUUACAAUAGAAUUAUAUUGUGAGUUAUCAAAAGCUUUUCGAAUGUUUCUGCAUGGAGAAUUUACUUUUUUACUGUCUUUUCUAGUGCGACCGUUAGAAGUUGAAAUCAUGUUCAACAAUCAGCCUUUAUCCGCCGAUCGGCAAUAUGAGGUUGAAUGCCAAGCAAUCGGUUCUCGUCCACCAUCAGUUAUCACGUGGUGGAUGAAUGGAGUUGCUCUCGUCGCUCAACCAACGAAAACAUCUCCAGAUGGUAACAUUACGACGUCGACUUUGCUGUUUACACCGACAAGGCAAGACAAUGGAAAAAAUUUGGUUUGUCGGGCGACAAAUGAGUUGGUUAGAAACGGAAUCAAAGAAACAACAUUGAAAAUGAAUGUUUUUUAUCCACCUUCAGUUACACUUCAACUGGGACCGAGCUUGAAUCCCGACGACAUUGAAGAGGGAGAUGAUUGCUACUUUGAAUGCAUCAUCAAAGCUAAUCCACCAACUUAUAAAGUUGUAUGGAGACAUAACGGUUUGCCGAUAGCGCAUAACACCAAACGUACCAUCAUGAGCAGUGACAACCUUGCCUUGCAAGCUGUUUCAAGAUAUCAAGCUGGAAAUUACACCUGUGUCGCAUCAAAUGUCGAGGGAGAUGGCGAAAGCAAUGUUGUUGAAUUAAAAGUUAUGUAUAAACCGAUAUGUCGCAGUGAACAGAAACGCAUUUAUGGUGUAGCACGUAAUGAGGCGGCAGAAAUUUUAUGUGAAGUUGAUGCCUUUCCUCCACCCGAAUCAUUCAAAUGGUCGUUCAACAAUACAGCAGAGACAUUUGAAAUGCCGCAAAGUGAUUACAGAAUCCAUUCAUCACAAGCAUCAACGCUCUCCUAUACGCCGGUUAAGGAAGUGGACUUCGGUACAAUAUUGUGUUGGGCCGACAAUGUCGUGGGACAACAAAAAGAACCUUGCGUAUUUCAUUUAAUUGCUGCUGGAAAGCCUGAUGUUCCGUACAACUGUACGCUCGUUAACCAGACAUCUGAAUCGCUUGAAGUUGAUUGCAAUGAAGGAUUUGAUGGUGGACAACGACAAUGGUUCAUCAUGGAAAUAUUCGAUCAACACACGAACAUGCUACAAGCUAAUAUUUCAUCAAAAUAUCCCGUGUUUACUGUAAGCGGACUUGACUCUGGAAAAUUCCUGAAGAUCGUUAUUUAUGCUAUCAAUGUAAAGGGUCGAAGUGACUCAGUAUUAUUGGAAGCUUUCACAUUAAAGGCAGCAGAAAAGCAAACGGGUCAACAUGAGUCUCUCGACCGAUCAACAAUGCUUUCAUUUGGAAUUCUAGUGGGUCUAUUGACUGCUCUAGUCUGUGUUAUUAUUGGCAUCAUCGUUGUGUUGAAAAUUCGCACAGCAAACAAUAAAAAAUCAAAUAACAAACAACGUCCGGGCAAUUUGCCGAUUAAAGAGAAAAUUUCGGUGCCUUUGAGUCAGUCGGAGGAAAUGUACGAUGAGAAGAACCCAGAUGUUGUGCCAUCCAAUGAAGAUCCCGAGUAUAAAUUGAAAUCAGCAAAUCAAACACCUACCGCUUUAAGCAAUGCCCUCACCAACAAUCAUGAGAUAUCACGGAACAUCAUGGACGAAAGAAAAGCUUUUAUUAAAGGGGCUGGAGACGUUCAUUAUGCCGAACUAACACUUCAGAUGCCAAAAGAUGAGACGAAAAGUCUUCUGAAUCAUGCUAAGAAACCUCCACCUCCACCUGCUUACUCAGCAUAUUUCGAUGAUCCAACAAUAUACGCACAAAUCGACCACUGCAAUUUCAGCAAGUCGUCGACUGCUAAUCUGUUGGGAUCAAGUGGGCAAAGUUUAAACAAUGGUAGUUUAAAGACUGUAGGUAGUGGCGUCAGUGGUAGCUUAAUGAUGACUGAACAAAAUACUCAAUUUAAUCAACUCUUAUCUCCGCUUACACAAACGCCAACGUCCACAACGCAAAGUAAUCAAACAAUGCUUAUAUCCGGGAAUAGCAUUGGAAGUUCGGGGUGUAUAAGUAGUUCAGGAACACUUUCUAUCACCUCAUCGACAACACCGACAGCGACGUUUACAUCCAUUUCAGCAGGAGCAACAUCACAGUUUCCAUCAAACAAUUAUCACACACAAACUUUACCAUUGCCAUCUGCAAACAAACAAUUUCUACGUGAUAUCGUCACUGUUAAAACGCCUUUAUCAUUUUCUGAACAAGAAAGUUGCGUCUAAUUACAACGUUUAGUUUGUUAAAUGCUCUGUUUUGUUCACUUUGAUGUUGUUCAAUCUGUAUCUGGUAAGAAGAAAUGUGAAAGAAUGACAGAAUGAGAAAUCUUGUCGGAAAAUGGAUUUCCACAUUCUUUAAUUUUUCUCUAUACGAUAUUUUGUUACAAUCAUCCAUUAAGUGGAUACAUUUGAGGAUGAUGUUUAUCCAUGACUCGAUUACAUUCCCU